Molecule: messenger RNA, 1377 nt
Organism: Rubroshorea leprosula
Lineage: Eukaryota; Viridiplantae; Streptophyta; Magnoliopsida; Malvales; Dipterocarpaceae
Source: the annotation of a GenBank genome assembly
UGAUUGAAAGGUCAAUUAUAGAUGUGUAUGUGGAGCAUGUAUGUGAAGAACUAGACAUUUUAUAUAUGCUUGAAGGUGGCAGUAUUCCAUGUGAUGCAAUUGAUAAAACUAAUGAUAUAGGACCAAGUGUUGUGAAUAAGGAGGUAGUAGAUGAAGGGGCAGGGUUGGAAGGUCCACAAGGAGGCAAUGAGAUUGAUGUAGAUGGGGACAUUGAGGAUGGUUGUGCCACACAAAUUUUACAAUCGACCCCAAAGGCACAGAAUGUAGCUCAUGAAACAAAUGAUGAAUUCUUUGAUGCUAUACAUAUUGAGGAAGAUAGUAAUGAAGAGGAGGAGGUUCAUGACGGUGAGGAUGAGAUUCAUGAUGAUUUUAUGGAUGUUCAUGAUAUGGAGGUUCAUAAUGAUGAGGCUGAUGUUCAUGAUGAUGAAGCUGAGGUUCAUGAUGAUGAGGAGGAAGAGGAUGAUGAUGAUGAUGAGGUUCAUGAUGAUGAGGCUGAGGUUCAUGAUGAUGAGGAGGAUGAUGAGGAUGAAUUCCUUGAUGCUCUACAUAGUGAUGCAAAUGAUGAGGAGGUGGUUGAAGCCAUUAGAAAAUGCAGAGAUGAUAGUUCAGAUUCUACAUCUCCAAACAAUGAUGGAUGUGAGAUUUGUAGUGAUGAUUUGUAUGAAUAUAGUGAUGAGGAAGAUAAAGAUGAAGAAGAGUAUAAAUUCACUGUCCGUGCAGAUGCAAGAACCAGAAGCAAUGUUGAUGUUCUUGCAGAACGCCAUAGGAAUAGAAUUAUUGCAAAUCCACACAUCCAAAUCAGUGAGUUGGUUAGACUUACACAUUUAGAAUUGGGGGUUACUGUCUCAAGGGAUAAGUGUAGAUUGGCAAAGGCUAAGAUUUUGAAGGAGAUGAAGGAAACUUCCAUAAAAGAGUUUGCACAAUUGAGAGGGUAUGCCAAAGAACUAAUGAGGUUGUCACCUAAGUCGAAUGUGCAAAUUGAUACUAAGCCAGCCACAACUCUAGAAGGGAAGCCACAGUUUAAGGGAAUUUAUGUUUGCUUAGAAGGAAGUAGAAAAGGUUUUCUACUGGGUUGUAGACCAAUGAUUGGAGUAUACGCUUGUUUUCUUAAGGGCAUGUGUAAAGGAACCUUCUUGGAAGCUGUUGCAAGGGAUGGGAACAAUCAAAUGUUCCCAAUUGCAUAGGCUAUUGUUGAUUCUGAGUGUACCAGUUCAUGGACAUUCUUUUUCAAAUGCCUAGCAAAUGAUCUAUCGAAUCACAUUAGGAUAGACUUAACAUUUAUUUCAGACCAGCAUCAUAUAAGUGUAACAUUUUUGUUCAUUACCUUUGUAACAAUUUAUAUUGAUAUUACUUUAAUCAUAAAUGUCAUGCCAUUUA